GUCAUCAAAUCCAGACUUUUGCGGCCCUUUCAUCCAAUUCCUAGGACCGAGAGCUUCGACUAACACUAUAUCUUCAAUCAAUUCAAUGGUUACAGGCCAAGCUUUUCAAAAACACGUUGGCGAGAUGGAAGAGCAGUCGGAAUACGAUGAGUUUGAGUCUACUGAUGACUCCGACGAUGAUCCCUCUUUCGACAUCAUGGAGGAAAUCCGGUCGGCCAUUUCCAAGCUCUCUAUCCAAAAGCCUAGAGCCAGGAGAUCUAAAAUUGUUCAUGACAACUUGGAGAGCGAAUCCGAGAGAGAAGCUGUGGGGGGUGAGAUCCCCAAGCUGGAUAAGAAGGAUGAAAAAUCCUUUGAGAAGGUUGAAGAACUUAUUAAAGAAGGUGGCCAUUUAGAGAAACUUACACUUGAUCAGUGCAAGGUCUACUUGAGAAAGCAUGGUUUGAGAUUAACAGGCAACAAAGCUGUCCUAAUUUCCAGAAUUAGAGAACACCGAGAGAUCAUUAAUGGCUGUGGGGAGACAAAAUACCCAGCCGAAAGCUUUGUGCUUAACUGCAAAGGUGAUGCUUGCCUGGGAGAUGUGGUCAUAUUUGAACAGAAUGUAUAUGACAUGUUCAGCAUUGCAUCCAGGAGUGCUACAGGUCCACCAUGUGGCACCAGGACAGUUGCCGGUCGUAUUGUAAAGGAGAGUUAUGGUUUUGCGAAGCAGCAACACACGUUCACUAUUGAAGUUCUAUGGAGCAAAGGAGUAAAACCAUUGCAACCUCUUCAUCAGCUUUUGAUCAAAGGAAGAAAUCUUUAUAGAAUUAAGACAAUGAGACAGAGGUGGGUUGAUGAAGGGGAAAGACUAAAAGUUUUGCAAGAGAAGCAUGGGAGAGGCUCGCAUGCACGAUAUUCGAGAGAGAUAAGGAUCAAAGAGAAGGAAAAAAGAAUGAAGGGAAUAGUGAUCAAAAGGGAUAGAUUUCAUCAAAAGAAUAAAUUGACUGGCAAUCACAAUCCAGCAAAUAAAGAAAAUCAGCAACCACAGAACGAACAUGAAGAUGAACAGAAGGUGAAAUCAGAUGCUGCAAGUUCUUCCACCACUCAGCAAAAAGGUGGCGUCCUGAUUCCUCAAAAACUUCCCCAGAGCAUUUUGGGGAAGCCUGAAACGACCAUCUUCUCUGCUCAAGCAAGCACCCAGAGAUCGUGGAAGCACGAAAAAGCCAAAUUCUCUGCUCAAGCAAGCACCCAGAAACCUCAAAAUCAACAAAAUUUUCAGUAUAUGAACCACAGAUGUCGCGAGCACCCUCGUCCGGUGAAUCACCAGGGUUUUCAAGCCUCUCAAUCAACGAAUUCAGCACAUGUUAGACCUCAUCAUGUUUAUCAACACCAUUACAAGGGAAAACAGCAUGAGUACAUGCAUGGUGGUCAUCGCCAACAUAAGAAUUAUUCUCAUCAUGUGAACAACAAUGCAUGCGCGAAUCGUUUCGUUUAUGUUCCAUUGCAGCAGCAGUAUCAAGAAUAUGAGAGACGACCGCCGCCAUGCCACUAUUUCAGCCAAGGCCAGUGAUGGUUGGCAGGUUGCUCAAAUCUACUUCCUAUU
Messenger RNA from Phalaenopsis equestris, 1579 nucleotides. RefSeq names its product zinc finger CCCH domain-containing protein 62-like. The transcript has 9 exons. The record is from RefSeq and is a predicted model, not a curated record. The coding region runs from base 86 to 1546 and encodes 486 amino acids. NCBI's taxonomy places the organism in Eukaryota, Viridiplantae, Streptophyta, Magnoliopsida, Asparagales, Orchidaceae.